This is a messenger RNA of Nicotiana attenuata, 495 nucleotides long. RefSeq lists its product as uncharacterized. The record is from RefSeq and is a predicted model, not a curated record. The transcript has a single exon. The coding region runs from base 1 to 495 and encodes 164 amino acids. Lineage: Eukaryota; Viridiplantae; Streptophyta; Magnoliopsida; Solanales; Solanaceae.
AUGGACCACGGGAACAGGAAUAAUGCUUCGAAAGUUUAUGUAGUGUUUCGUGAUAAAAGGCCUGGAUUGUACAACUCUUGGCAUCAGCGUGCUCCUAUGGUUAUUGGUGUCAAGGGCAGCAUCUUCAAGGCCUUCAAAAUUUAUGAUGAAGCCAUAAAAACUUUUAAUGAGUUUAGAAAUGGAUCUCAAGCUGAUAAUAUAUCGGCAUCGAAGGUGUAUGUGGUAUUUCGUGGUAAAAGGCCCGGAUUAUACAACUCUUGGUAUGAUUGUGCUCCUAUGGUUAUAGGUUUCAAAGGAAGCAUCUUCAAAUCUUACAAAUCUUAUGAUGAAGCAGUAACAACAUUCAAUGAAUUCCAAAAAGAAAAUAUUUACAUUGAAGAACAAUCUUCAAGUUCGUGUGUUGAUGAAAGUGAUGCUGGAUCAAGUGAUAUGUUAUCUGUGUUGUUAGCUGGAAUGUUUGUAGGGAUGAAGAUCUCAAAAAAUUAUUCAGUUUGA